ACUUCUCGAGCGAACGCACGACGCGUACGCCACCGCCCGCGGCUACAGUUUAGUGAGCGAACAGCAAGAGGGCUUUGAUGGCUAGCAGCAAGCAGCACGGUACCAUUCGCGACGCCCCUAGUGUUGUAUGCUGGCAAGUUUGUUCCACUGGAUCGCAGGUUUGGCACUGAUUUUAUUUACGAUCCAUUAUCUGUACUAUAUCGUGACGGCGCUACGGUCACCACUGUCGUCCAGUAGUGGCACCAGCAGCAGAACCCACGGCGCUGGCCAUCAUCAAAUGCAGUCCGAGGACGCAAAAUAUAUCAAAAAACGAUGGAAGGGUGGAACCAUCGAGCCACAUCCGACGGAGAAAGCCCUCAUCGUGAACUACAAACUGGAGGCGGCCGUUUUCGGGGAGCCCGGAGAUCCUAUGCUAGAAGACAGGAAGGAUUGCCAACGGAUCAUCCGCCUGAAGUCGCUGAACGCCAAAACGGACCCGGCCGUCCUGGCUCGGGAAGUGGUAGACAAAUGCGACCUCAUCCACAAGUCGCAGCUGUCCGACAUCGAGCAGAUCAUCUACUACCUAAAGAAUCGUAAAAAUGUGGAAAGUCCAGCUACGGCCACCGGUCAGCGGUCGUCGGCAUCUCGCAUUACCACGGGUACGGCCGGAGGUGCCGGCGGGAUCAGUGGAGGCGCGUCCGGCAAGGGCGGUGCAAGUGAUGCGGAAAAGGCGACCAUUCGCAACAUUGACGAGUACAUCGAGCUGCUGUACGAAGAUCUGCCGGAGAAGAUCAAGGGAUCGCGGCUGAUUCUGCAGUUGGCGCGCGAUCCCGACAAUCUGGGCGAACUGGAGAAAAACGAAGCCGUUCUGAGCGCCCUUUCACGGGUGCUUCGCGAAGACUGGCGACGAUCGUUGGAUCUUUCGACCAACAUAAUCUACAUAUUUUUCUGCUUCUCGACGUAUACCAAUUUCCACUCGGUGAUCGUCAACUACAAGAUUGGUUCCUUGUGCAUGGACGUGAUCGAUUACGAGCUGCGUCGGUACGAUCAAAUGAAGAACGAUUUGGAUGCGAGGAAGGGCAGCAGUGCGGGAAGUGAUAAGGGGAAAGAUAAGGAAAAGGAGGUCAAUAAGAGUGCAGAGUAUUUGGACACGAUCAUUGAUCAAGAGAAGCCAAAAGAGAUGGAACCUCCACGAAGAAGGAUACCAGAGCUGAAGCAACGACCCAAAUCGGGCAAUUGGGCAAGCUAUCAUGGAAGUAUGAGUUCCUCACUGGUCAAAGCACACAACAUGAAUAAUAGUUAUCACGAGCAAUUAAACAAGGAAACCACAGCUUCCAACGAUAGUCUCAACAAUCAGUCACCCGAUAGCGAGAAACCCGAUCCAAAGAAGCAGAAAGAUGAUUAUGACAAGAUCAACAAGCAGUUCAAGAUCUUCGCCAAGAAACAGGAACAGCUUUUACGAGUGGCAUUUUACCUGCUUCUCAACAUAGCAGAGAACGUGAAGUUAGAGGAGAAGAUGCGCAAGAAGAACAUCGUAAAGAUGUUGCUGAAGGCGUUGGAACGACAGAACUUUGACCUUCUGGUCCUAGUAGUGACGUUCCUGAAGAAACUUUCGAUCGUCCGCGACAACAAGGACGAAAUGUACGAACUGAACAUUGUGGAGAAGCUCCCACGUCUUCUGCAGUCACAGAAAGACCUGGUGCAGGUGACGCUCAAACUCCUGUUCAAUCUGUCUUUCGACGCCCGGCUGCGAGCCAAGAUGAUACGAGUCGGUUUCCUACCGAAGCUGGUCACCUUCUUGAGCGAUGACAAACAUCACGAGAUCGUGACCAAGAUCCUGUACCACAUGAGUCUGGACGACAAGAUCAAGUCGAUGUUCACCUACACGGACUGCGUUCCGGUCGUGACGGACAUGCUACUGUUGAAUCUGAACCAGAAGUCCGAUCCGGAUCUGAUCGCGCUGGGGAUCAAUUUGGCGCUGAACAAGCGCAAUGCCGCCAUGAUGAUCGAGAACAACCGGCUGCACAACCUGAUGUCCCGGGCGUUCAAGUACCAGGACACGCUAAUGAUGAAACUGAUCCGGAACAUUUCGCUGCAUGAGUCGCUGAGGAUGCACUUUGUGGACUUCGUUGGAGAUUUAGCGAAAAUUUUAACCGAAUGUGACGAUGAGGAGUUCACCGUCGAAUGUCUGGGCAUGCUGGGUAAUUUGGCGUUGCCCGACUUGGACUACUCACAAAUCAUCCACAACUUCAAUCUUAUUCCACUGAUCAGAAAUAUGCUGGUGCCAGGCAAAUACAAGGACGAUCUGGUGCUGGAAACGGUGGUCUUCCUCGGCACCUGCGCGUCGGACGAAUCCUGCGCUAUGCUGCUGUGCAAAGCGGACGUGAUUCUGUCGCUGAUCGAGCUGCUCAAGGCGAAGCAGGAAGACGACGAGAUGGUCCUGCAGAUAGUGUUCGUGUUUCAGCAGGUGCUGCGCAACGAGAGCACCCGGGUGUACAUGAUCAAGGAGACGGAGUCGCCGGCCUACCUGAUCGAUCUGAUGCACGACAAGAAUGCCGAGAUCCGGAAGGUGUGCGAUUUCUGUCUGGACAUCAUUGCCAUUACGGACAACGAGUGGGCCUCGCGAAUCAAGUUGGAGAAAUUCCGAAACCACAACUCCCAGUGGUUAAGUAUGGUGGAAACGCAGGAGGAAACGGACGACAUCCAGGACUAUGGACCGAUGGACGAUGACGACGGUGAUUUGCCGGCGUACUUGACGGCGGACUAUCUGGACCAGUGCAUGCUGUACCAGUCGGGGGAGUCGAACGAUGACGGAGAGGGUAACAACCGGUCCACGUCGGCGAUGUCCAACUACAGCAGACCGAUGAGUCGCUACAGCCGGGACCUUGAGGACUUCGAGGUGGUAUCCUAAUCAGUUAGAAACUAAAAAGAGCAACGGUCCAUGAUCCGGUCUGCUCUGCCAUUCGAAACGCAUUCAUCUGUCCUUCUGGCUGGUAGAGAAAUGUGACCGCUAACAACCAUAGGCAAACUAAACCACAGCAUGACAAACUCAAAUACAAAACUAACGAUACAAAUCAAUGCAAAGGGGGAAAAACACUGUGUUGGAUAUAGCCAACGAGGCUGCUUAGAAGAUGGUAGAGAACUUAGGUAGAAAGAGCUUUCUCGCGAGCUAAUGGGCUCCAAUUAUAAAGAAGUUGGUAUUAUUAGAUUCCUAUGAGCGAUAAAGAUAAGGUGUUUUAAUAUAAAAGCAGAAAGUAUUUAUAGUCACGCCCAUCAAAUCCGCUACAAUUAUAGUGCUCAGCCUUAGAACGUGUCUAUAUCAGAAUAAUAGGAUUAGAUAGCUUUCUCCCCUAUCAUUCGCGCAAACCCUGUCUAUCGAAAACCAACCACACCAAAGCUGAAUCUCCCCUUUUCGAAUGCAAUGCAAGAAUACUUAGGACUCUUAGGAGCAACAACAAUUAUUGUAGUUAGCGUGUUUGUCGCAGCACCCUUUUCCAGUUUCCCGCAAAGUUUGUGUACGCAAAAAAUACGCUUGAAAGUUUGAUGCUUCAAAUUCUAAACUAACUAGAACUAUCCUUUUAUGCAUCACCAGUGUUGUUGGAUGACCACCUGAUCGAUUUACUACUAUAAGCGCGGAAAAGAGAUGUAAACAAUAGUGUGCAAACUGUCAUACAAAACCAUUAUGUCUAGUCUUCUUUUAAUUUGUGAUAAAGAGAUUCCAGUGUUUAAGUUAUGAUCUUAAUUUGGAAACUUAUUUUGUUUGGAUUAUGUUAACUUUCGUUAGAGUUCAUGUAAUCUGGAACGAAUCCGAUGUACGCUUUUUGAAAUUAUUAUGGUUCAAUAUUAUGUAUGUAGUUACAUAGCUUUCCUUUGCAAUAGUUUGUAAAAAAAAUCUUUGAACCCCAAUUUUAACUCUUAGUUUAUGUGCGUUAGUGAAUCUGUCAAAUAUGUACGAAUUCAAAGACAAAGGAAAAACCAAAAAUGCGACAAAAAUAGAGUAUAUCAUAAAUGAUUUUAUCGA
Messenger RNA from Aedes albopictus (Asian tiger mosquito), 4000 nucleotides. RefSeq names its product kinesin-associated protein 3 (gene Kap3). Lineage: Eukaryota; Metazoa; Arthropoda; Insecta; Diptera; Culicidae. The transcript has 9 exons. The record is from RefSeq and is a predicted model, not a curated record. Gene Ontology annotation, biological process: cilium organization; microtubule-based movement. The coding region runs from base 128 to 2890 and encodes 920 amino acids. Gene Ontology annotation, molecular function: kinesin binding. Gene Ontology annotation, cellular component: ciliary transition zone; kinesin II complex; axoneme.